Molecule: messenger RNA, 3523 nt
Organism: Otolemur garnettii (small-eared galago)
Lineage: Eukaryota; Metazoa; Chordata; Mammalia; Primates; Galagidae
Product: huntingtin-interacting protein 1
Exons: 29
Coding region: 190-2934 (914 amino acids)
Biological process (GO): endocytosis; actin filament organization; clathrin coat assembly
Cellular component (GO): presynapse; clathrin-coated vesicle; actin cortical patch
Molecular function (GO): clathrin-cargo adaptor activity; clathrin light chain binding; actin filament binding
Source: RefSeq, a predicted model, not a curated record
UCACCAUGCAUACUGGGCACCCACCAUGAGAAAGGGGCGCAGACCUUCUGGUCUGUGGUCAAUCGGCUGCCACUCUCCAGUAAUGCAGUGCUCUGCUGGAAGUUCUGCCACGUGUUUCACAAACUCCUCCGUGAUGGACACCCCAAUGUCCUGAAGGACUCUCUGAGAUACAGGAAUGACUUGAGUGACAUGAGCAGGAUGUGGGGGCACCUGAGUGAGGGGUACGGCCAGCUUUGCAGCAUCUACCUCAAACUGCUGAGAACGAAGAUGGAGUACCACACCAAAAAUCCCAGGUUCCCAGGCAACCUACAGAUGAGUGAUCGACAGCUGGAUGAGGCAGGAGAAAGUGAUGUUAACAACUUUUUCCAGUUAACAGUAGAGAUGUUUGACUACCUGGAGUGUGAACUAAACCUCUUCCAAACUGUAUUCAACUCCUUAGACAUGUCACGCUCCGUCUCAGUGACAACAGCUGGGCAAUGCCGCCUAGCACCACUGAUCCAAGUCAUAUUGGACUGCAGCCACCUCUAUGACUACACUGUCAAGCUUCUCUUCAAACUCCACUCCUGCCUCCCAGCUGACACUUUGCAAGGCCACCGGGACCGCUUCAUGGAGCAGUUCACAAAGUUGAAAGAUCUGUUCUACCGCUCCAGCAACCUACAGUACUUCAAGCGACUCAUUCAGAUCCCCCAGCUGCCUGAGAACCCACCCAACUUCCUGCGAGCUUCAGCCCUAUCAGAACACAUUAGCCCUGUGGUGGUCAUCCCGGUGGAAGCCUCAUCACCUGACAGUGAGCCAGUCUUAGAGAAGGAUGACCUCAUGGAUAUGGAUGCCUCCCAGCAGAAUUUAUUUGACAACAAGUUUGAUGACAUCUUUGGCAGCUCAUUCAGCAGUGACCCCUUCAAUUUCAACAGUCAAAACGGUGUCAACAGGGAUGAGAAGGACCACUUAAUUGAGCAGCUGUACAGAGAGAUCGGUGUGCUGAAGGCACAGCUGGACAACAUGAAGACUGAGGGCCAGCGGGCUAUGUUGCAGCUGAAGGGCCGUAUCAGUGAACUGGAUGCUGAGCUGGCAGAGCAGCGGCACCUGCGGCAGCAAGCAGCCGAUGACUGCGAGUUCCUCCGGGCAGAGCUGGAUGAGCUGCGCAGGCAGCGGGAGGAUACCGAAAAGGCUCAGCGGAGCCUGACAGAGAUAGAGAGGAAGGCCCAGGCCAAUGAACAGCGGUACAGCAAGCUAAAGGAGAAGUACAGCGAGCUUGUUCAGAACCACGCUGACCUGCUGCGGAAGAAUGCAGAGGUGACCAAACAGGUGUCUAUGGCCAGACAAACCCACAUAGAUCUGGAACGAGAGAAGAAAGAGCUUGAGGACACCUUGGAGCGUAUCAGUGAGCAGGGCCAGCGGAAGACUCAAGAACAGCUAGAAGUUCUAGAGAGUUUGAAGCAAGAACUUAACACCAGCAAAGUAGAGCUCCAGGUCCUCCAAAGCAGCCUAGAAACUUCUGCUCAGUCAGAAGUAAAAUGGGCAAACCAGAUUACUGACCUGGAGAAGGAGCGGGCCAACCUGGUGAGUGCUGCAGUUUCUCGGGAGAAGGAAUUAUCUGCCCUCCAGGAACAGCUAAAGUACACCCAACUCAAACUGGCCAGUUCACAGGAGUCUGUACACCAGCUCAAGAAAGAUCAUCGAAAAAGGGUUCUGAUGGAGACUAGGAAGGCUGCGGAGCAAGUGAUACAAGAGGCCCUGAACCAGCUUGAAGAACCCACUCUCAUCAGCUGCGCUGGGUCUGCAGAUCACCUUCUCUCCACAGUCAAGUCUGUUUUUAGCUGCAUUGAGCAACUGGAUAAAAGCCGGAGCCAGUAUCUGGCCUGCCCAGAAGAUAUCAGUGGGCUUCUCCAUUCAGUAACCCUGCUUGCACAUUUGACCAGUGACACCAUCGCUCACGGUAGCACCACCAGCCUUAGAGCCCCACCAGAGCCUGCUGACUCCCUGGCAGAGGCCUGUAAGCAGUAUGGCAGGGAAAUUCUCGUCUACCUGGCCUCCCUGGAUGAAGAGGCCUCCCUGGAGAAUGCAGACAGCACAGCCAUGAGGAACUGCCUCAGCAAGAUCAAGGCCAUUGGCGAGGAGCUCCUGCCCAGGGGCCUGGACAUCAAACAGGAAGAGCUGGGAGACCUGGUAGACAAGGAGAUGGCUGCCACUUCAGCUGCCAUUGAAAUCGCCACAGCCAGAAUUGAGGAGAUGCUCAGCAAAUCCCGAGCAGGAGACACAGGAGUCAAAUUGGAAGUGAACGAAAGGAUCCUUGGUUCCUGUACCAGCCUAAUGCAAGCUAUUCAGGUGCUGAUUGUGGCCUCUAAGGACCUCCAGAGAGAGAUUGUGGAGAGCGGCAGGGGUACAGCAUCCCCUAAAGAGUUUUAUGCCAAGAACUCUCGGUGGACAGAAGGACUCAUCUCAGCCUCCAAAGCUGUGGGCUGGGGAGCCACUGUCAUGGUGGAUGCAGCUGAUCUGGUGGUCCAGGGCAAAGGGAAAUUUGAGGAGCUAAUGGUGUGUUCACAUGAAAUUGCUGCUAGCACAGCCCAGCUUGUGGCUGCAUCCAAGGUAAAAGCUGAUAAGGACAGCCCCAACCUGGCCCAGCUGCAACAGGCCUCUCGGGGAGUGAACCAGGCCACUGCCGGGGUUGUGGCCUCAACCAUAUCUGGCAAAUCACAGAUUGAGGAGACAGACAAUAUGGACUUCUCAAGCAUGACACUGACCCAGAUCAAACGCCAAGAGAUGGAUUCCCAGGUUAGGGUGCUAGAGCUAGAAAAUGAAUUGCAGAAGGAGCGACAAAAACUGGGAGAGCUUCGGAAAAAGCACUAUGAGCUUGCUGGUGUUGCCGAGGGCUGGGAAGAAGGAACAGAAGUGUCUCCACCUGCACUGCAAGAAGCGGUAACCGAAAAAGAAUAGAGCCAAACUGACACCCAUGCGUCAGAGUGUAAAUCAUUGUUACCCAUUUAUGCGUUUGUUAUUUCCCCAGCCACAGACCAAAUUUGUGAUAUCCCCAUGGCAGCCCUGCCACUCCCAUUGCCCAGCUGAGGACCUGCAUGAUCCUUCUAAAGGCUCCCUCCACAGUGACACCCUUUCUGUUUGAACCCACAGUCUGUGUUCUUCCCCUGCCUCCCUAGUAUCCAGGCCACCCCUGAGCAAUCUCAGGUCCAAAGAGGAGGGGACAGGCCAUGUACCAGAGAGGUCUGCCUACUUUUAAUCCUCACAACAAUUGGUGUCCUUAUUAGAGGGGUUUCUUGGUGUCGUCAAGAGCUUGGAGAAGGACAGUCUUAAGCAUUUUCUUUUCUGUUUUCUUCUUAGUCUUUUCAGUUUCAUCAUUUGCACAAACUUGUGAGCAUCAGCGGGCUGGUGGCUUCCAAACCAGGACACUAGCCUGCAUCUGCACAGUCAGAAGAACAGCAGGAGUGUCCUGCCGGAGACUGCCAAGGCAAUGCUACCCCUCUUUUGGCAGUUCCUGGAUUCCCACUGCUUCUUACGGUGGUCAGUUGGG